AUGCGCAUUAUUAAACUGUCUAGACUCGCUCUGCUUUGUUUGGAGUAUCGCCUCUGCGACUUUCGCCGAGUAAUCGAGUAUUAGCAAGAGCUUUCGGGGAACAUUCACGGUCUUUUCGGGUUAUUUAAACAUUUGUUAUCUCAUGUUAAGUUUCCAACCAGAGCGUUUUUCGUCGUGUGACUCUGGAGACGAUAGAAGCGACGAGCUCCUUGUAUACAAACAAAACGCAGCGAGCUGCUGUUUAAGGUGGAGCGUUGGAAACAGCUGCAAAAACAAGACUCGACGGUGCUCGCGUGUGAAUUUAGCUAAGUCGCUGUUAGCCGCGAUGUCAGCCAUGGAGGUCGGCCCAAAGCGUUGUUAGGGUACGAACCCCAGGACCUAUGCGUGCGAACAUGAGAGGAGAGGGCGGUUUGCUGUCAGAAGGCCAGCCCAUGGCAAGUGAGAGACGGGGCGAACAUCCCUGCUGCUGCCGCCACUUGAACCAGGAGGAAGGAACAGUAGACAGCACGAAGCGAGAGCUGAGGCCUCCGGGUUGUGUGUCCAGCUCUUAGUGGUGCACACUCAGACUUUGGCCUAAGAUGGAGUCGGUGGGAAAGUUUGAGUUCAGUCGGAAGGACCUGAUCGGACAUGGCGCAUUUGCUGUGGUCUUUAAGGGACGACAUCGAGAGAAACGUGACUGGGAAGUGGCAGUGAAAUGCAUAAACAAGAAGAACCUGGCUAAAUCCCAGACGCUGUUGGGGAAAGAGAUCAAGAUACUAAAGGAGCUGAAACAUGAAAACAUUGUUGAAUUACUGGACUUCCAGGAAACUGCCAGCUCAGUGUACCUGGUAAUGGAGUAUUGCAAUGGGGGCGACCUCGCUGACUACUUACACUCCAAAGGCACGCUGAGUGAGGACACUAUUCGAGUUUUCCUGCAGCAGAUCGCCGGCGCCAUGAGGGUCCUCCAGUCCAAAGGGAUCAUCCACCGGGACCUUAAGCCUCAGAACAUCCUGCUCUCUUACCCGCCGGGACGCAAGUCACACUCCAACAACACCUGCAUCAAGAUCGCGGACUUUGGUUUCGCCAGGUACCUUCAGAACAACAUGAUGGCGGCGACACUGUGCGGCUCGCCCAUGUACAUGGCUCCUGAGGUCAUCAUGUCCCAGAACUACGACGCCAAGGCCGACCUGUGGAGCAUAGGGACCAUCGUGUUCCAGUGCCUGACUGGGAAGGCUCCUUUUCAGGCCAACAGUCCCCAGGAGCUCCGGAUGUUCUAUGAGAAACACAAGGACCUCAGCCCCAACAUCCCCAGAGAGACGUCGAGCCAUCUGAGGCACCUCCUGUUGGGUCUGCUGCAGCGCAACCACAAGAACCGCAUGGACUUUGAUGAGUUCUUCUCUCACCCUUUCAUGGAGGCUAGUUCAUCAAUGAAGAAGGCUACUCCAGCGGUGACCAUGACCUGCCUCCCAAGCUCUGCAUCAGCCAGCUCCUGUAGCAGUUCCUCCACCUCCCAUCUCGCAUCGCCACCGCAGUCUCUUGCUGAGGUUCAGCAUCUGCGUGCCAAACCCCUGGCCUCCCCCACCCAGGAGGCAAUCGGCUUUCACCUCAAGGACUCAUCCGGAGGCGGCGGCAGCAGCAAGAACUCCUCCUCCUGUGACACGGACGACUUCGUCAUGGUGCCUGCGCACUUCAACACAGGUGAAGUGACGUGUGACAGUAAAGUUCUUCAGGACAGUCUGAUGAACAGCGGCUCCCUGUUGGCUUCCGCUGCUCUGUGUAUCCCAGCCAAAACGCCGCCACACUCACCUCCCUGCAGCGGCUCCCCUACUUCUGUCAGGCCCAGUGAGUUUUCUGGAAGUAACUAUGGAAACCGCAGCCAGUCACUGCCCAUCCCGGUCCCCAGUCAGGUCCAGAACUACCAGCGCAUGGAGCAUAACCUCCACUCUCCUAAACGGGAUGCUUCACCACGGCUCUCGACGCCGGUGCGACGCUGCAGCAGUGGGAGUUCUCUGGGCUUUGCUCGAGGUGGACCUUCACCCCCCGGUGGCCAAGGAGCAGUUGCCACCACGCGCAGGUUCUCCCUGGGAGGCGCCAGACCGUUCCAGCUCUCCCCACAAGCUGCUGCUCCUCCUCCUCCUCAGCAGCACGCUCAGAACACGGGGCUGGGAACACGACUCCACAGUGCUCCCUGUCUGCUGGAGUGCAACGGGGGCAGACACAAGAUCCGUAAGCAGUACUCUGACCCGGUGGCGGCCCCCUCGGCGGGUCUGAUGACAGUUUGCCCCAUGCACUCCUCCCCCAGACUGAGUGAACUGAUGCAGCGCAGCCCUCUUCCUACCAUACUGGGCUCCCCUUCCAGGGCCGUUCCUCCGUUUGAAUUCCCCAGGCCUCCCAGCUCUCCAAACCUGGUGACCUUCCUGACACAGCAGGGUUUGGUCAUUGGCUCACCGGGCAGCAGGACUGCUACUGCUUCAGCAGAACCCAGAGAGCCAGGACACCCAGCAGCUGCACACUGCAUCCACAGACUGAAUGGUGAUACCAGGGGUUUUGGAAGGUCUCAGAGUACUGGCCGUCUGUCUGACAUGCUGCUGAUGGCUGCAUUCGGACCUGGGGGACCUGUGGGCGGGGGAGGUAGCACAGAGAACCUGACCUGUGAUAAAGCCAUAGACAUAACAGUGCCCCCAGGUGGUGGGGUAGGGCUUGCUCCUGGUUCCAGCAGCCCGGCCCAGGUGGUUUUCACUGUAGGCUCCCCUCCCAACAGCAGCACCCCAUCUCAUACCUCCAGACAAAGGAAAUACUCCGGCUCGUUCCCAUCCGUGAGCCCUCCGGGCUCCCUCACCAGCCGGUACCCUCAGACUGGCGUCUAUCUGGAUGGCUUUGAGGCUCCUUCUAGUCCUCGAUGCGGCUUCGCUGAUCCUAUCACAGCCAACAUGGGUGGUCCUGUAGCCUUCGAGGCACCGGAGCUGCCUGAGGAGACACUGAUGGAGCAGGAGCACACAGACACUGUGCAAAGGCUGCAUUUCCUCUUGGAUUUCGCCUGUUGUCUAAUGGAGGUGGCCGGAGCCCGUGGCACUGCGGUGAUGGGUGAACAGGGGGACCCUUGUCAUCCCUCCCUCUUACAUCAGCACAGCAUGGUAGCAGAUCAGAUAAGCUUGCUGAGUCGGGAGUGGAGUCACGCAGAACAGCUGGUUCUCUACCUUAAGACUGCAGAGCUCCUGUCGACUGCCUUACACACAGCUAUGGAGAGAGUUAAACAAGGCAAACUCUACCCAUCCACCACAGUCAAACAAGUAGUCAGGAGGCUGAAUGAGCUGUACAAGGCCAGUGUGGCAGCCUGCCGUUCACUCAGCACGCGUCUAGAGCGCUUCUUUUCCAGGAAGCACAGUCUAAUGGACCAAAUCACCUCCAUCACCGCCGAGCGGCUGCUCUUCAGCCACACUGUGCAGAUGGUUCAGGCUGCUGCACUGGAUGAGAUGUUCCACCAGGGGGAAGCAUCGAUCCUGCGCUACCAUAAAGCUCUGCUGCUGAUGGAGGGCCUGUCCCUGCUGCUCACUGAACAGGAUGACAUCCUCUGCGUUAGCAAAUGUAAGGAAUGCAUCGAGCGCCGCCUCACAGCUUUGCAGUCAGGACUCUGUGUUUGAGAGUUCUACACCGUUUUCCAGUGCGGAUAUGAUGUCAGUCAUGCUUACUCAUCAAUGUAUGAUGAUGAAUGAACCAAAUCUCUGAGUCACUUUUUCACUCAAAAGUGCUUUAAUUUUCACAAGGAAGACCAGAAGGGUUGAGUUUUCAUCUAACAUCUUGAGCGUAAGUUACCAUUUAGCUUGACUCCUACACAGAUGCAGUGACUUCUUCCUCCCUACGCUUGGAGCCGUGUGGGACAUGAAGCACUGUGCUUUGAUAGAAUCUCUGGGCCUUCGUCUGUAUGACAGGACUUUUCUUCUGUCACUCAAAGUUGUAUUUUUUUUUCUUUGCCAAGAAGAAGAGGAUUCAUCUCGAGACAGAUGCAGACACAUGCAGGAGCGAUUAUUGCCAAGUAGUCUCACACCCACAUGCAGUGCUUCUCCAAACACAGCGUUCUAGGAAGGACUGAAUUUUUUGAAGACAAAAUGUUAUUUUUCAUUAAUUUGAGCAUCUGCUGCUCACCUACACUAGAACAUGUCCUGAGGAAGUCUGACGACGACCAGUGAUGGUCGUUUAUCUCAUUAUAAAUGUUUGUCUUCUACUGAUGUUUGCUUGUCUGGAUUAAGUUUAGGUUUUUAUCUACUUGAGUAGCUGCUGAGUGGAUGUAAAUAUAAUAAUGCUACAGUUUGAGGCAGAUCGUUUAUUCCAGCUCUAUUAAAAACUGCUGCAACAUCCACAAAAACAUUUAGUGUUGAGGUUAGAGCCCCUGUAGCGACGCUGGUUUGGAAAUAACAUGCCUUUAUUUGACACGUGCACAGUGUAAACAACUAUGAUCCCUCACAAACAUUUUAAUAUUCAAGCAACGAGCAGGAAUGAGUCCAGAACAUAUUCACUACCACACAGCUAAAUGCAAAUGUCAAGAGCGUGUGUCAUUGUCAUUGCCUGAUUAGGAUCCUGCUAAAGAUGCUGCAUUGACUGGCAGUUGUUCUUCAGGUGUACAGAAGCUUAGACGCUGCCGUUACCUGUAAUCACUUCAUAAGAUUCCAUGUUAGUUGUUUUUACUUAUGAGCGAUGAUAGAGUUUAGCAAGUAUAAUCAAAAUUGAAUGUAGGGCUGACAGGAGAGAGAGACGCCACAAAAGUCAUCCAGAUGUUAGAUCGUUAACAUUUAGGCUGAUUCUGGGGUUAAUGUCGGAACAUUUUUGCACUGUUGAAGUACUGUAUGGAGCGAUUGAGGAACAUGCUAAACAUGUCCAGUUUUGUAUAUACGCAUACAAAUAAGCCUAUUUAGAGGUUUCUUCUUCCAUGUCUUUAUUGCAGUUUUAGUUACUUGAUGGCAAAGGUCAACGUAUGUUAGCUGUGAGAAUGUAGGAAAACACAUGGAAUAAGCUAUGAAACCUUAGAUAUAUUUGUAAAGAAGGAAAAGGAAUUGACACAUUGCUUUACACUGAGAUGAUGUAUAGACGUCUUUUGUUUUAUUUCAGCUAGUGAGUGACAGUUGUUUGAGUUUGAAGUGCUUGUUGAAAUGGUGUAUUUUACCUGAACUAGUUGUGUGAUGUUAAUAUUGAUCUUAUCCAAACAUGAUCCUUCUGUCAUGGCUGAUUUCGAGGAGAGUUUUGUGGGCAUGCAUGCAUGUGGUUAAGUGUUGUUUGAGGUGUAGCCUUCAGAAUUCUCUUGCUCUGUAGCAAUAUAUGAAUGAUUCUGUUUUGAUUUGCUUAUGAAUGUGGUUGGCUCUGGAUAAGAUGAAACGAGUGUAACCCACUGCUAAACCCAAAUCUGGUUUCUUUCGUUUUGAUGUUUUUUUUUUCCAGUCAUCUUGAGUUUAUCAUGUUUGUGAAAGAGUGCACAUUUUAGAAUAUGUCUCGAGGAUUAUGCUGAAAUUAUUAAGCCAGUUUAGUAGCUGUCAGCAGAACAGAGAAAGGGUUGGCUUCUUUGCAUGAAUGUUUUUUUUUUUUUUGUGUAUUUGUUUUGUGGCCUCUUAAUCGUUUUUCAAAGAACAUUUUCGUUCUCAUACUCCCAAAUGGGAAGCAUCUCCUGCGUGUCUAUUAUUAACGUUUGCAUUCCUAUUUGUUUUUCCACGGGCUGUUUCUGUUCUGUCUUUAUAAUGUGCCGCUGUCUCGUUCGACAGGUAGCAGAAAGCGUGACCUCCUGUGUGUAUAAACUGAUGCAUGUGUCACUUUUUAUUGUUCGAUCAUGGUAAUGUAAUCACAUCCCACCAUGCUACCCAACAGUGGUGUAGGCUAAAAGGCAAACGCAAUCUUAGAAAUGAAAACAUGCCCACAUGCUGGAAAACUGCUCCCAAAACGCUAUUUUAGCAAAGUCGUGACGUUUGUACUUCAUUUCUUCAUCAGGUACCAUUCCACAUGUGACUAUGAAGGUCACUUGACUUAAUGUUCCUACAAUCAUUGCUAUGGGCCAUCCUAAUUCUAAUGAUGUUCUUUGUAUGUUUACUAAGAACAUACUUGAAUGUUUUUAUUUUGCGUUUCCACCUUCAUUGUUCCUGUUUUACCUGUAUAUUUUGUAAACUAAGUUAUUGUUUUUGUACAUAUAAUGCUGCAGGCUUGCAGAGAACAGUACCAUACAAUCUAUACAUUUCCAAAGACUGGGCCUUUUUGCUGAUCUUCCAUAUUAUCUAUUAACAUCAAAUCCUUUUAAUAUUGUCACAUGUAUGACAGGUGCACUAUCGCAAUGUCCCUGUGUGUCAUGUAAUCUUGGCUGUGUGAGAGAUGAAUAAAUUGAAAGAAAAGACAA
Molecule: messenger RNA, 6349 nt
Organism: Betta splendens (Siamese fighting fish)
Lineage: Eukaryota; Metazoa; Chordata; Actinopteri; Anabantiformes; Osphronemidae
Gene: ulk1b
Product: unc-51 like autophagy activating kinase 1
Exons: 27
Coding region: 579-3620 (1013 amino acids)
Biological process (GO): peptidyl-serine phosphorylation; axon extension; autophagy
Cellular component (GO): cytoplasm; autophagosome
Molecular function (GO): ATP binding; protein serine/threonine kinase activity
Source: RefSeq, a predicted model, not a curated record